AGUGUCACCUUCAGGAGCGUACUUGUCGUUUUCCAACACCUAGAUGACAGCUGUUUCAGUUAUUGUUGUCAGUACAUAUUAUAAAAUGACUUACUUUAACUUAAGCUAAGCGAAUCAUUGGAAUUCGACAUGUCCUGGCAAUACGGACUAAUCAGAGACAUGACGAGGACCGAGUAUCUGAUUACCUCGUCGGAAUUCGGUGUAGUCAUGCCAGACAAGUUUCCCAAGGCAAAGCACCACUAUCUGGUUCUUCCAAUUGAAGACAUUCCUAGUGUUUUUCAAGUAAGUGCUAGUGCCAGCAAAAACUACGCUAAGGCUAUUAAAUUAAUUUACAUCUUUCAGCUUAACCGGACCCAUCUGCCGCUUUUGAGGGAGCUUUACCAUCUGGCGCAAAAGGCUGUCAAAAUAAGAGGAGCUAUUUGGGAGGACUUCCAGGUGGGAUUCCAUGCCGAACCGAGUAUGCAAAGGCUCCACUUGCAUGUUAUCUCCAAGGAUUUCGUAUCACCGUGUAUGAAGACCAAGAAACAUUGGAACGCGCACAACACCGAACUAUUCGUUUCCUACGAAAAAAUGUGCGCUCAGCUGGAGAGGGAGAACUGCUUUUCACGACUGCCAAAAUCGCUAGUAGAUGAGCUGCUAGCGCAGCCUCUGAUUUGCAACCAAUGCAAGUUCGCCCCAGAUUCGCUUUUGGACUUAAAGGCCCACUUGUUUUACCACUGGCAUAGUAUGGAACAGGAGCGUGAGCAGAUGCACAUAAUAGAUGGAAUAAGUAAAAUGUCUUUCCGAAACCCUCCGCCGAAAGUCAUCCAAUCGAUGACUCCGCCUCAACUCAAUCAGUUGGACCAUAGGUCGCGUCAAGGACCCAGGGCUCUUGGGAAUGGUCAUCACUUUUCACAUUCCCAAAUACAGAGUUACACUAGGCACCCGGGAUACAAAGGUUUCCGACCACAUCCUCCCAUAGAUGUCCAUCAUUAUACAAAGAAAACUUUUGCUCAGGAGGGAACUGUAUGCAGCGGGCAACAAAAUGGAGUGAUCCCAAGACGAGUACCGAAAUCGGAUCAACACAAGAACCAACAGGUUACACAGGAGCCCAUCCAGCAGAUUUUCAAUACUCAACGGCCCAAUCAGGAUUCCAAUCAACAGAGUAGUUCGAACUCACAGAAAGCUCAACAACAAAGCUACAAGUCUCAGCAGCAAGAUAUUCGCCAAAAUACCAAUGAACCGGUUGUCCAGAAUCAAAAAGCAAAACAGUCAAAACGUAAUUUUCCGCAGCCACUACCAAGUUUAAAAGUUAAUCAAGUUUUUGCCGAUAACAACAAUUUUAUAAAUCAUCAAAAUCCUAAUCAAGAAAACGGGUAUAAAAAUAAGAGAAGGGGAAGAGAAAAAAAUAAGAAAUCAGCUGGGAUUCCACAGAAUCAAGAAUGUCUUGUUCCACCACCUACAAACGAUAUCAAGCCAGCGUGCAAGUCCUAGAAUAAUUUAUCAUGUGAAAAUACAUUUUUAGAGAUUUUAAAAACUUUUAACCUGACAAAAUGCUGUGAAUCAAAAAGAAGGUCCAUAAACAAACCUAUAAAUGUAUUUUAAA
Molecule: messenger RNA, 1585 nt
Organism: Drosophila erecta
Lineage: Eukaryota; Metazoa; Arthropoda; Insecta; Diptera; Drosophilidae
Product: aprataxin-like protein
Exons: 2
Coding region: 130-1473 (447 amino acids)
Biological process (GO): single strand break repair; double-strand break repair
Cellular component (GO): nucleus
Molecular function (GO): single-stranded DNA binding; mismatched DNA binding; double-stranded RNA binding
Source: RefSeq, a predicted model, not a curated record